Messenger RNA from Ustilaginoidea virens, 492 nucleotides. RefSeq lists its product as uncharacterized. The coding region runs from base 1 to 492 and encodes 163 amino acids. The transcript has a single exon. NCBI's taxonomy places the organism in Eukaryota, Fungi, Ascomycota, Sordariomycetes, Hypocreales, Clavicipitaceae. Gene Ontology annotation, cellular component: mitochondrion. The record is from RefSeq and is a predicted model, not a curated record.
AUGGCAUGCGCCUCGCCCCCGCGCGCGCGCAUCCUCGGCCCGCCCUUGACGCCGCCCCAGCGCCAAGCCAAGCAGCUGGGCCUCCUCUUCGCCGGCGCCGGCUUCCUCGCCCUCUCCGUCGCCGUGGCCCGCCGCUCCGUCCUGCGCCGCCAGCGCGAGGGCUUCCCCCGCUUCUACUCCUCCAACAGGGCCGCCGCGCGGAUGGACGGGGCCGAGCGCUCGCUCCUGGCCGUGCAGGCGCUCGGCCUGGCUACCCUCAACGUCGCCAGCUUCGGCGUCCUGCUGACCGGCGGCCUGGCGUGGGCGUUUGAUCUGUGCAGCGUGGGGGAGCUGCGGGACAGGACGCGCGCGGCGCUGCGGCGCCCGGGCCGCUUCUCGCCGCAGGAUGAGAGGGAGCUGGAGGGCAUGAUGGGCUCGCUGCUGGACAAGAUGGGCAUGCAGAGGCCCAAGGACCUGGGGGGGGAGGUCGCCACAGGGACGGGUCCGGAGUGA